GCUCCUAACAGGUUUAUUCAUUUUUAGCAUAUUUAGUUGAGUGUUUGAGGGAAGAAGCUCUGUUAUUUGUACACAGAAUAUGGAAAAGCCCAGAGGGAUAUGCUGUGUUAUUAUAUUGCUGUGUUUUACCUUUGUCUUCUCUGAUAUCUUAGAUGAACAAAACGCUCGUCAUUGGAAUGAAAUUGGUGAUGCCGAGUUAAAAUCAGCUUUGAACUUAAGAAUGAACACUAAUGUAGCCAAAAACGUCAUUUUAUUUUUGGGUGAUGGCAUGGGUAUAUCUACCAUAACUUCGUCUAGAAUCUAUAAAGGACAGAAGGACAACAAACCAGGAGAAGAAAGCAAAUUAAGUUUUGAUAAAUUUCCAUAUGUAUCGUUAAUUAAAACUUACAGCGUGAGUAAACAAGUACCCGACUCGGCUGCGACUGCAACUGCGUUUUUAACGGGUGUUAAAACCAGAAAUGGAAUGAUUGGGUUAACGGCUAAGGCUAAAGUUGGCGUAUGCAAAUCGAGUAAAGGAAAUGAAAUUAGUUCCAUAAUGGAGUGGUCACAAAACGAAGGGAAAGACACCGGACUGGUUACAACCACACGUGUUACUCACGCUACACCGGCGGCACUCUAUGCCCAUACUGUACAUCGUGAUUGGGAAUGCGACGAUGAUGUUCCAGCCGAUUCAACGGGGUGUUUGGAUAUUGCCAGGCAACUUGUAGAAGAAAUUCCAGGAAAAAAUGCCAAGGUUAUAUUUGGAGGUGGACGAAGGAAAUUCCUUCCUAAAACUGUUACAGAUUAUCAAAGUAAUCAAACUGGACAAAGAAAAGAUGGAAGAAAUUUGAUCGAAGUCUGGAAAAUGGAUAAGAAGAAUCGUAACAACAAGUACACUUAUGUUACGAACUUGAAGCAAUUUAAUGAAAUUGAUGUAGCUAACGCGGAUUACGCAUUAGGUUUAUUCAACUAUGACCACAUGCAAUACGAAUUGGAAAGAAAUACAGGAGAAGAUGGAGAACCUUCCCUUGCUGACAUGACAGAAAAAGCCAUCGACAUCUUAAAAAAGAGCCAAAAAGGAUUUUUCUUAUUAGUUGAAGGAGGAAGAAUCGAUCAUGGUCACCACGUUUCAAGUGCAAUAAAGGCAUUAGAGGACACUGUAGCUUUUUCUUUAGCUAUCAGCAGAGCGUUGAAUAAAGUCAAUUUAGAUGAAACCUUGAUUGUCGUCACUGCAGAUCAUUCACACGUAUUGACCAUUAAUGGUUACCCAAAUCGUGGUAAUCCAAUUUUGGGUAUUGCCGAUGUAUCUGAUAUGGAUAAUAAGUCCUACACCACUUUAAUGUACACUAAUGGUCCUGGUUUUAAUCUAAUCAAUGGAGAAAGACCUGAUGCCAAAGAUGAAAAUACAACUUCUCCCAAUUACAUUCAAUAUUCUGGAGUGCCACUAAAAUCAGAGACUCACGGAGGCGAAGACGUUGCCCUUUUUGCAAUUGGCCCAAUGGCACAUUUAUUCCAUGGUGUCCACGAACAAGUAUAUAUCGCUCGUGUCAUGGGUUAUGCAUCCUGUGUAGGAAGUAAUAAAGAUCAUUGCUCAUCGUCUUCAACCUAUCAGUCAUCAUCAUCAUCUACAUGCACUCCUUCAAAAUUUAUUUUGUGCAUAAUUUUGAUAUAUAUCUUCAAAAAUUUUGGAUGAUGUAUUCUGUAAAUAUAUAAUUAUGUACAUAAUCCGGAACUUUUAUAAAGAAAAUUAUUUUAUAACAAAAUUAAUGUAAAAUAAUAUCAAUUGUGCAAAAUGGGUAGACUAUAAGCAGAAAUGGUGAACUCACCAGAACCUAUCUGGCAUGGAUAUAUCGCUUAUUAUAUGCAUGAAAAAGACUUUCCCCAUAUGGGCACUAGGUCUCUUUCAUGCUUAUAAUGGGUUCGGCCAAUGCCACAAUGGGGCAAUUAAUUAAAAGAGCCAUACAAAUUGAAUUACCAGAGUAAUGUUGGGAUCUUAAAAGAUGGACGGUAUGUAGACAGCUAAAUGGAUUCUAAGAAGCGAAAAUGUUGCUACCCUCUUAAUUUAAAAUCCGAAAAAUAAAAGGCUUUAGUGUUUAUGAAUCUUUAUUCUUUUAUAAUUCUUCAAGAGGAUCAAGAAAGCAUCCUCCUGAUGAACUAUACCAUAAUAGAUCAAGAAGAAGAAGAUUGAAGAGCACUGUCACUACAAAAAUAUAGUUUUGUAUAUUUAUUUACAAUUAUAUUUCAUACAAACACUUUUGUAUCCAAAAUUUCAGUUUAU
This is a messenger RNA of Centruroides sculpturatus (bark scorpion), 2257 nucleotides long. Its product is annotated as alkaline phosphatase, tissue-nonspecific isozyme-like. The record is from RefSeq and is a predicted model, not a curated record. The coding region runs from base 80 to 1672 and encodes 530 amino acids. Gene Ontology annotation, molecular function: alkaline phosphatase activity. Lineage: Eukaryota; Metazoa; Arthropoda; Arachnida; Scorpiones; Buthidae. Gene Ontology annotation, biological process: dephosphorylation. The transcript is spliced from 9 exons.